Fonsecaea nubica is the source of this 387-nucleotide messenger RNA. RefSeq lists its product as hypothetical. The transcript has a single exon. NCBI's taxonomy places the organism in Eukaryota, Fungi, Ascomycota, Eurotiomycetes, Chaetothyriales, Herpotrichiellaceae. The record is from RefSeq and is a predicted model, not a curated record. The coding region runs from base 1 to 387 and encodes 128 amino acids.
AUGGGUAGGAUUGCCAGUUCCUCGGACCGCCUGGACAUGUAUUUGGCGAACGUCCGAAGAUCGAUCUACGUCGGCAAAGGAGGCCAGGAAGGGACCGAAGCUUCGCUAGCCCAGACGAGGGUAGAGGGUCCGUCUAAUGACCUGGACGCAUUCCUCCCGAAUCUGAACCAUGGGGAUGAUGACUCCGGCGGCUCCGCUGUCCCAAGGCCCAGUCAAAUCCUGACCGAAGCCACGACCUGCGCGCACGCAACGCUCCCCAACGAGACGGCCGCUCCGAUGAUGGUACCUUUCUCCUUGAUUGCCCCCAGCGAAGGGACCGGACCUGCUCUGGGCGUUCCGGCUUUUGUGCGCGUUUUUAUGCCUCAUUUUCCCUCAAGCAUGCAGUGA